AUGACAUCCGCAGGAUUCUUGGGCGGCGUACAGGAACUUAAGGCGACCAAAACCAUCCAGCUCAAGGACCUCAUCAACAUCCGCGUCACCCCUUACUCAGAAAUCGUCGCCGUCACUGGAUUCAGCAGCACCAAACCAGGAUCGACAAAACGAAAAGACAUGGCCGUCGCAACCGUCAAAUUGGCCAGAGCUGCCUAUCUCAGAGGUCAGGUUGUGGAUAUCGAGAUCGAUCUCAGUCAUCCUUCAAAGAUUACUCGGAGCCCAGGAUGCUAUAUCCAACUUGUCUGUCGUCAAUACUUUUACGCUGGCGACCAUGCAAAGGAGUAUCAGGAGACGCUGGUAAGCAAAUCGGAGCCGCUGGAGGUCAACUCAUCGGCAAAGACAGGAAAGAUCCUCGCAGAGGUCACCAUCCCGGACACAGCAAUCCCAACCAUGAAAACUACAAAGAUCAUCUCGGUCGAAUAUCACCUCUACAUCCUUUUGGACAUGCGCGCCAGAACGGGAUUUUUUGAGGGCAUGAUCAAAGGCAAGCUCACCAAAAAGCUCAAAAUGCGUCUGUUGAGUGCCCCUGGCGGUUUCGCGAUCGAGGUGCCCGUCAUUGUAGGUACUCUCUCGGACAGUCUGCAUAUCCAAAAGCCCAGCCCUUUCGCCCAGAUCGAGGAAGGAUCACAGUAUUCGGGAUCGGCGACACCUACUCGUGGGCAAUCGACCUCUUCAUCGCCACAAGCCACGACGUCAUCAGCGGCCAUGAUCCCCAUCAUUAUUCCACCACCUUCCGCACAAACAAGUCUAAAAGUUCACCCCCCCACCUCAGAGUUGCCUGGUUACACAGAGGUAGAGCCAGGGCUAAGACCCAGUUAUAACAACGAUAUCCGCUCGCGAUCCGUCGACAAUGUGCACAGGAUACCAAUAGAUGAACCGGCCUUACCGCCAUUACCGCAUGACGCCACGGGAGCAGUAGCGCUUUCGCCGCCUAUUCCGUAUUAUACCCGCCAUCGAGGUUCGUUACCCCAUAUUACAGAUCAGCAUAAUGGCGCAUCUGCUGGAGCAUCUUCCUCGUCGUCUUCGUCAGCAAUGUCGUCAUUAAGGGCCAAUGCGUCGCCGAGAUCUGCCACCGCCCCUGCAGUGGCCCCACCCACUCCUCCCCGGCCAGGACAAGCACAAGGACCAGGACAUGGCUACCCUCUGGAAAAGGGAGCUGCUCCUCCGCAUAGGAACAUCCCUUUGCCGAUCAACAUGUCAGUAGAGAUCCCGACUGCACCAAGUGCUGUGGAUCUCGGAUAUGGACCAGCAUCACCUCCAAUCCCGCACCCGCAGAACUACCCUUCACCAGCGUCUAUCAUGUCAUCGUCCAAGGCUGAUGAGGUCUAUCAACAGCAGCAGCGGCAGAUAAUGGAGCAACACCAACAACGGAUCCAGCAGCAGCAGCAUCGACUACAAUUGCAGCAACAACAUCAGCAGCACCAGCACCAGCAUCAGCACCAGGAGCAACAGCAGCAUUAUCAGUUUUCGCAAUCUCCUACCUCGAUGAGUUAUGGCCAGCCCAGCCACCACAGUCAGCCAAGCACAGGAAGCAGUGAUACCCAGUCGUAUUUCAGCCAGGAUCACCGCCAUGGCAACGGAUCAAACUACGGCUAUAGCCAAAAUCAUGGAGGCCAGCAGCAACAUCAACACCAACAACAACAGAGCCAGAGGAAUAAUGGCAAGGGGGUAGACCAUGCUCCGCGCAACCCGCAUGCAGUGAUAGCGACGGAGUGGGGAGUCCCUGCGGUACGGUCGAUAGCGACAGCACCACCAAUGGACUAUCGCCCUGUCCCCCCUACUCCGUUGGAGCAAGCUGCGAAUGGGUCUUCUUCGAUCUUGUCGGGUCUGAGGCCAGAGGUGAUCAUGGAGAUCUGCACACGAGCAAUUUCGUUCUGGACGUACCAGACUUCGCAGGAGGCAAAAUAUCAGGAAAUGGCACAGAAAACUUUGGAGGAUAAGUUGGGCCAGUUGGAGAGGCAAUUGCAGCGGAUGACCCGGGAAGUUAAUGUUGAGCUUAAUGGGUUCCGCGAUACUGUCAGUGCGCUGCAGAAGGAUAUCGAGCAGGAGAAGCGCAAGGCGGCAGAUUUGACAGACCAGUUGGACGAAAAGUCGCGACAGCUGUCCAAGGUGCAGACGAUAUAUGAUCGACAGAAGAGACGACCCCUAUUCCCUGAUGCUGCGUCGCAGCAUGGUGGCGGACGAUCGAUAUUUUCGGAGGAUCCUGUUACUCAAACUGCUUCUGGUGGAACAAUCGGUGCAGGUGGUGCUCCUGGCAUUCGUGGUGAUCCAUAUCAACUCUACCAGGCAAUGGACACGGAUGCGACACCGAGACCAUUUGUGAGGCAGGCGGUGGAUAUACAGAGCGCAAUGCCCUCUUUGUACACCAAUGAUUCGGCGGCGUUUGCGUAUGAUCCUCCUUCUGUUCAUUUGACCCCAGCUGGACCAGCUGGACGAGCCGUGCAUUCGUCUUCGACAGCAGAUGGUCGAGUGAACACGGUGUUGUUCACGCAAGGAUCGAACAGCCAGCGUGGAGGAUUUCCUCACCACGGUUCCUUUGGACGGGGUUGA
This is a messenger RNA of Linnemannia hyalina, 2592 nucleotides long. The record is from the annotation of a GenBank genome assembly. NCBI's taxonomy places the organism in Eukaryota, Fungi, Mortierellomycota, Mortierellomycetes, Mortierellales, Mortierellaceae.